Styela clava is the source of this 1128-nucleotide messenger RNA. RefSeq names its product SPEG neighbor protein-like. Lineage: Eukaryota; Metazoa; Chordata; Ascidiacea; Stolidobranchia; Styelidae. Gene Ontology annotation, molecular function: protein binding. The record is from RefSeq and is a predicted model, not a curated record.
UUGUCUUACGUUAGAGCAGAAUUUCUUUAAUUAUAUUUUAUGUAAAAAGCAAUGCAAGACGUAAUAAAUAUGCAGCCGUCCGUUAUUUAUACUUUAUCUUCGAGUAGUCGUGCUGCAGGGUUAGUGUCAAGAAAAGUGUUUUGGUCUAGUAUAUAACAGGAAAAUGCCGGCCAGUAAGCCCCCUGCAGGUGUGGACAUUGAUCUUAAGGAUAAAGAUGUCCAAAAAGCGGCGGCAAUGAUUCAGAAAUCUUUCCGUGGGCAUCGUGUCCGUAAGAAGAUGCUCGAAGAUGGACCUCCCAGAUUCUUGGAUGGGCUUCAAGAUGUCACUAUUGUGGAAGGAAGUGCUUCAAGAUUGGACUGUAGACUCGGUGGAUUCCCAGAUCCAACUGUUACAUGGUUCAAAGAUAACCAAGAAAUAAAAGAAGGAUCUAACUAUCAAAUUAUCUUUGAAGAUCCGGACAUUUGUGCUUUAGUACUAUUGAAAGGUCGGGUCGAGGACAAUGGUCGCUAUUCCUGCAAAGCAUUCAACCAAUUUGGCGAAGUGUAUGAUCAUGCCAAAGUGGAAGUGUCAUCACCUGCCAAAAUUGAACAUGGUCCUUCGAAUAUAUCUGUAAAAGCUGGUGACACUGUUCAACUCGUUGCAACAAUAAGUGGCAAUCCUCUGCCCGAAGUCGGCUGGGCAAAGGGAGAUGUUGACAUCGAGGAGGAUGAUCGAAUUUCUUACGAGAUAGAUGAUGAUAAAACAGUUCUCACGAUUAAAAAAAUCACCAAAAAGGAUGCAGGAAAGUACGAAUGUUACGUCGAAAACGAACUAGGAACAGAUCAUACGUUCGCAAGAAUUGAAGUCAAAUGCUGAAGGAAAAUAUGAAUAUCACGUUUUCACGAAGCCCUUGACAUUGCUGAAGUUGUCAUAUUGUUUAAUAAUAAAAUUUGAUAUUUUCAUGGAGAAUAGAACAUUGAUAUAUAAUAAAUCGUUCUAUUUAUAUAUAAGCCUGUAUGUGGAUAAUAAAAAAGAAAUCUAUUGAAUACUACAUAAAAAGAUCGUGUAGUAAAUGCCCUUGCAGAUACUAAAAUUUAUAGAAUGUGACCAAGGUGAUUUACCUCCAAUAUAUACAUAGCGUUGAAUUA